Molecule: messenger RNA, 1090 nt
Organism: Eutrema salsugineum
Lineage: Eukaryota; Viridiplantae; Streptophyta; Magnoliopsida; Brassicales; Brassicaceae
Product: nifU-like protein 3, chloroplastic
Exons: 4
Coding region: 165-878 (237 amino acids)
Biological process (GO): iron-sulfur cluster assembly
Cellular component (GO): chloroplast stroma; mitochondrion
Molecular function (GO): iron ion binding; iron-sulfur cluster binding
Source: RefSeq, a predicted model, not a curated record
AUCCACCAAUGAAAAGUUCCCUCUUUUCUCUUUUUUUCUUUUUCACAGUCUGUUCUCGACCCAGAUUUUCCUGGGGAAAAAUAAAACAAACUCAAUCCAGCCGAUUUCCACCAAUAUUCGAGAAGGGUUUCUUGAAAUUUUCUCGAUCGUAAAGAAGGAUUUAAAUGGGUUUGGUUUCGGGUCAAACUCGAAUUGCUAUGAUGAACCUCUCGCUCUCCUCGGCUGAAAAGAACGUUAAUUUUCGCUCCUCACUUCUCAAUUCUAAGAACGCGAUUUCAGAUAGUUGUGGGGUCUCUUCCAGAUGCUGUACAUUCCUCAGGGGUCAAUCUCAAAGAAUACAUUUUUCUUGGGUUCGCCACACUCGACCUUUGAAGAAACGAGCAGGCCACGUGGUGUCGCCGAUCUGCGUCUUGCCGUUAACGGAAGAGAGUGUAGAGAGUGUGCUCGACGAAGUACGGCCGUCGCUAAUGGCCGACGGAGGAAACGUGGCGCUACACGAAAUCGACGGACUUGUGGUGGUUCUAAAGCUACAAGGAGCUUGCGGGUCGUGUCCUAGCUCGUCAAUGACGUUGAAGAUGGGAAUCGAGAGUCGUCUCCGAGAUAAGAUCCCCGAAAUCAUGGCCGUCGAGCAGUUUCUCGAACCUGAGGCAGGAGGAUUAGAGCUCAACGAAGAGAACAUCGAAAAGGUUCUGUCUGAGCUACGGCCGUAUCUAUCCGGUACGGGAGGUGGAGGGCUUGAGCUGGUUGAGAUCGAUGGUUAUGUGGUCAAGGUUCGGCUCACUGGACCAGCUGCUGGGGUCAUGACCGUUCGUGUCGCGUUGACUCAGAAACUGAGGGAAACAAUUCCUUCGAUCGGUGCAGUCCAGCUUCUAGAGUGACACUGAUUUGACUCCUUUUUUAUUUUGUAACUUCUAUCCAAUUUUACAAAGCCUUUUUCCCCCAAUAUACAGUAGUUAAUAUCAAAUUUUCAAAUUAGUAUGUAUUAGCCUCUUUUGUUUUUGUUAACGAAGAAAAGAAUUAUAAUCAGAGAUAAUAAAUGUACACUAUAGAAACAAUUCCUUGGAUGAGAUGCGAAUUUAUCAUUUCUUUC